CCCCAGCUUCCCUAGCAACCGAGAGGGCGCGAGCAGCGAGCCGCGGCGCCGUGCGCUCGGGCCACUCCGGCGAUGCCCGUGCAGGUUAGCGAUUACAGCUGGCAGCAGACGAAGACUGCGGUCUUCCUCUCUCUGCCCCUGCGAGGCGUCUGCGUGAGAGAUGCGGACGUGUUCUGCACGGAAAACUAUCUGAAGGUCAACUUUCCUCCGUUUUUAUUUGAGGCAUUUCUCUACGCUCCCAUAGACGAUGCCAGCAGCAAAGCAAAGAUUGGAAAUGACGCUGUUGUCUUUACCUUGUAUAAAAAAGAAGCAGGCAUGUGGGAGACUCUCUCUGUGCCGGGUGUUGACAAAGAGAUGAUGCAAAGAAUAAGAGAAAAAUCUAUUUUGCAAGCACAAGAGAGAGCAAAAGAAGCUGCGGAAGCAAAAGCUGUAGCAAAGCGAGAGGAUCAAAAGUAUGCACUCAAUGCCCUGAUGAAGAUUGAAGAAGAAGAGAGAAAAAAAAUAGAAAGUAUUAAAGAAAAUGAACGGAAAAAAGCAACUGAAGAAUUGGAAGCCUGGAAAGAACGCCAAAGAAAAGCUGAAGAAAAAAAACUAAUUCAGAUAUCUGACAAAUUAUGUCAAGAGAAGCAAACUGAAGAAGAAAGGAAAAAAUUAAAACAUAAAAGUCUUACUAGGAAUGUGGCAUCCAGAAAUCUUGCCCCAAAAGGGAGAAAUUCAGGAAAUAUGUUUGUUGAGAAGUUAAAGGAAGAUAGCAUUCCUGCUCCUCGCUCUGCUGGCAAUAUCAAAAUCAACUUUACCCCUCGAGUAUUCCCAACUGCUCUCCGUGAAUCACAAGUAGCAGAAGAGGAGGAGUGGCUGCACAAGCAGGCCGAGGCACGAAGAGCAAUGAAUGCGGAUAUUCCUGAGUUUUCUGAUUUGAAAGAAGAGGAAAAGAAUCCAGAGUGGUUGAAGGAUAAAGGAAACAAAUUGUUUGCAACAGAAAACUAUCUGGCAGCUAUUAAUGCAUACAACUUAGCCAUCCGACUAAAUAAUAAGAUCCCACUGUUGUAUUUGAAUCGAGCUGCUUGCCACCUAAAACUCAAAAAUUUACACAAGGCGAUUGAAGAUUCUUCUAAGGCACUGGAAUUAUUGACACCACCUGUAACUGACAAUGCAAAUGCAAGAAUGAAGGCACAUGUACGACGUGGAACAGCAUUCUGCCAACUAGAAUUAUAUGUAGAAGGCCUACAGGAUUAUGAAGCUGCACUUAAGAUUGAUCCAUCCAACAAAAUUGUACAACACGAUGCUGAGAAGAUUCGGAAUGUAAUUCAAGGAACAGAACUAAAAUCUUAAUGACCACUCGAUACAGCUAGGUAUUGCUUUAAAUUUUUCAAAACUAGUUAGAGACAUUAGGGACCUCUGGGUGUCUUCUAGCCAAUUGUACAGAAUCACUUCUCUGUUAAAUACUUUAGGUCUGUAAAGGGCAAGUAUUAUAAAUCUAUAGAAGACAAAAUGUUUGAUUUAAGUCAUAGCUGGAUGGGUAAAUCAAAAUAAGAAUUCUCUUUUUAUUCUUCUUCAAAUUAAUACAUAAUGUAAUUAUGCAUUUUUUUUUGUUACUUAACUUUUGCCCUUGUAACAGAAUACCUGUUGGGCUGGUUGCCAGGACACUUAUUGAUUUUUUGUUAAUUAGGUAGAAUUUUAAAAUAAAAGAUUAUGCUUAUA
Messenger RNA from Oryctolagus cuniculus (rabbit), 1701 nucleotides. Lineage: Eukaryota; Metazoa; Chordata; Mammalia; Lagomorpha; Leporidae. The record is from RefSeq and is a predicted model, not a curated record.